Messenger RNA from Drosophila grimshawi, 3838 nucleotides. RefSeq lists its product as uncharacterized. The record is from RefSeq and is a predicted model, not a curated record. Gene Ontology annotation, molecular function: DNA clamp unloader activity; ATP binding; DNA binding. Lineage: Eukaryota; Metazoa; Arthropoda; Insecta; Diptera; Drosophilidae. Bases 75 to 3581 code for a protein of 1168 amino acids. Gene Ontology annotation, cellular component: nucleus. The transcript is spliced from 3 exons.
UUCACACAUAACACUCUGAGACACACACACACACACUAUGUACGAAUGUAAAAAAAGCGAGAAACGCCACAAAAAUGACUGAUGUAAAUUGUCUUACAAGUGAGAAUACAACAACAACCACAACUGCAACUGCAACAGCAAUAGCAACUUUAAGCACACCACCAAAAAAUGUAUUGGAGCCGCCAACAUCUCCAUUCGUAUUGAGAGCACCGCCCAGCGCCAAAUCCAAAUUGAUUCUACAAAAUAUGGAGGAGGUGCUGUACUCCGUCAAGCAAAAGCAUCGUGAGAAGCACAAGCGAAAGCGUGAGGAGAAAAGACGCGCUGCCAAAGCAGAAGCAGAGGCACAGCAGCAACAACAACUAAUGACAACAGCAGCAACAACAACAGUGAACAAUGAUCGCCACGUGCUGCGCGAGAAAACCGCGCAACGUGAGAAUGGAGCAGCUGCAGCAAUUGCUGAAGGCAAACGAAAAUCGAAUGCGAAUCCCUUGAAGAGCACCACUCCAGUCAGAUCCGAGCACAAUCAGCCGACGAUCAUCAAGCAUUUUGAUGCCAAGGCUGGCGAGAAAGCGGAGAAACCCAAAGUGAUGGCCACCAAUGUCUUUGAGCUGAUGAUGAAUGCACGCAAUGCCCGCCCUCUGGGCACAAAUCCAAAUGGGCAACAGUCACCGCCAGAUCAGCAGGCGACGGCGACGGAUUGUGAUUUGUUGGCGACGACGCCGCAAACGAAACGACGCAAGCAAAUGUUGCACGAAUGGAAUGAGAAAAAGGGCGCCGCCAAGCGACGCAUUGCAGACGAUGCACGUGGCGAGUAUAUCGAGCAGCGAAUGGAUCAGCGAGCCAAAAGAUUAAAGAAAAUGCUGACGACCCAGCAGCCCGAGAAGAAUGUGGAGCAGCAGCUGCAAACCUCAUCGGCGCCAGUGAAGCGUCCACGAGGACGCCCUCGCACGCGACGACUCAGUGCGGAUGUUGCUGUGGAUGCUGUGGCAGAUGGUGGCAAAGUGGCUGCAGAUGAUGCAGUUGAGUUGCUGGCCAAGAAACGGGACAGCCUGUUGGGCUACUUUCCCAAGGUGGUGUCGCCAAAGGAUGCAGUCGAGCAGCAACCAGAGACGCCCCGACGACGGCCGAGGGGCAGCAGAACUGUGCUCAACACGCCAGUGGCAGUGACGACUUCAUCGGGUCGCCCGCGACGCUCGUGUGCCACAAAGGCGCGCUACGACUACGACUUGGAGCCAAGUCCCACCAAAGCAGCGAAGCAACCAGUUGAAGAAGCCGCUUCGGAUUCCGUUGAGAUCAUCAAUCUGGAUGAUAGCAAUCCGGCAAUGACGCCCAAGAAAUUGGCGCCACUCUUUGUGCGUCAGCUGCCCAAACCCUGUCUCGAUCCGACAGCGUUGCGUGCACGCCACGAAUUUCUGCACUCGGGUGUGCCCGAGAAGCUCAAGCAGGAGCAGCAGCGUCAGCGCUGCUUCGAGCAAUACUACGAGGACAACUACGAGCUGUUUCCACGCAUAGCGCACGUUGGAGCAGACAGCACGAAACCAGCUCUAGUUGCGCCUCUAAAGUGGCGUGCGGAGCAUGAGCAGGAGGAUCACAUGGAAACGGUACGCAAAUGCCGCCCUGGCAGCAUAACCAGCUGCACUGCCUCUGAUUUUGUAAACUCCAAGCGGAAGUCAACAAGAUUUGUGUUUAGCCCACUGCCACUGCUGGACAACAAGCGUUCCAUAGUCAAGAGCUGGAAGAGCAUCUUCGAGCGUUUUCCCACCUUCAAGUGCUACAAUCAGAUGCGUGAGAAGUACAGGCACUUUAGUGCCAUCGACGCAGCGCAGGAUACACAACCGAUGGGUGAAUCGUUUGUGGUCACGCGACGCACACGUCGCUCCAUGGAACAGCUGCAAGCUGCGGUGGCGGCGGCGGCAGAGGAGGAGGAGGCAAAGCCUCCGGCGCUGGCACCCAACGGCGAGCUGCUCUUCACAGAGAAAUACAAACCGUUGCUGUUCGAACAGGUGCUGGUGAAUCUUAGCCCAGUGCAGGAGUUGCGUGACUUUCUCUCCAAUUGGAAUGGUGCCGGCCAUCGCAACUCUCAGACACCAACGGAUGACGACGGCUCCAUUGACUUUGGCCACGAUUCCAGUUCCAUGGGCAUCAAUUGUAACACAAUGGUGCUGCUGGGUCCUUGCUCGAGCGGGAAAACGAAUGCAGUAUUUGCGCUGGCCAACGAUAUGAACUUCAAUGUGCUCGAGAUAAAUGCGGGCAUGCGACGCACGGGCAAGAAACUGGUGCAGGAACUGCAGGAGGCGACGCAAUCGCAUCAGAUACGGAAGGAGGCAAAAGCUGGUGCGGCACGCACACAACAACUCUUACAAAAGAUGCAACAGAACGCGGCCAAGCGGCCACAACACGCCGCUGGCGAUGAUGAUGUGCGUAAAUCCCUCAUACUCAUCGAGGAUGCGGACAUAUUGUUUGAGAAUACUGAUGCUGGUUUCACGGAUGCGAUUUACACGCUCGCCGCCAGCUCGAAGCGACCCGUCAUCAUUGUCGCCACGGAUCCGAACUGUGCGCAUCUCCAGCGCUUGGUGCAACAGAAUAAAAUCAACUUUCAAUCGCCGAAUGCAUUGAACAUCUCUCGAUUUCUCGCCGUGCUCGCCCUCAUGGAGAACUGCCCAAUUGAGCUGGACGAACUGAUCUCGCUCUAUCUGUACAACAAUCAGAAUUUGCGCAAAACUCUCAUGGAACUGCAGUUCUUCAUACAGAGCGGAGGGGAUGCGGCGACCGCGAGACUGCUGCCCCAGGCACUCAAGUCACCCAACAAAUCCCCAACACUGGCUCUCCAGGAUGAUGGCGUGCACAUCCAUCAGCGUCUCUUUGAGUUUUAUACAACCGCACAGAAUGUCCAAUAUUUUAUACCAUUUCCAGUUGAUUUUCGCCUGCUGCGCUUGAAUCUGAGCGGGUUUCUGCGGCACUCAACGUUGCUGCGGCAGCAGGCGGAUCAGCCGGCAGCAGCGAGACGUAGUGGUGGCAAAUCGCGCAAGUCGUCGUGUUCACCAAAGAAGGCGUGGCUGAACAAUGCCACAACAACCAACCACAAUCACAGCAAGAGUGAAAAUGCAGCUCCGCUGCAAACUUUGGCCACGUUCUAUGAGCAUCUGUCGACGGCGGCGCUGCUGGACGCUGGUGGACUGCAGCUGGAGGGUAGUGGCAAGGAUCGCCUGCAGUCGCAUCUUGCCGAGCAGCUAUCGCAUUCGUUGGUCGAGCGAGCGGUGAACACGUGCCUGGCUUCGAAGGAUUAUGCCUACAAUCUGUUUGACAAGACGGAGCAGCGACUCAAUUUGGUGGACCAACUGGGCAGCUGUUGUCUGCGCACCUCCGGCGCCCGCUACUUGGACUUUGAGCCGGCGAUGCGUGCGAUUUGCCGCAGUGAGAAGCAGCGGGCUGGUUUGGAGCGACGCUCCAGUCGCUUCUAUCACUAUCUACGCAAUCAUACCGUGAACAAUGUGAGCAACUUUUCCACGGAUCUGUUCGAUGCCGCCUGCCACGUGCUGCCAGCUGAGCAAACGGAGACGGAAACGCCAGCAUUUAAUUAGUCGAAUAUAUUAGUGCAAAUUUGUUGAGGAGGAGUCCAGAUCCGAUCACAAUCCCAAAACCCGUUAAAAGUGUAAAGUGAACUUUUUAUUCACAUUAUUGCGUUACGCAAAAAGUUGAUCUUGUUCUUAGACUAUUCUAUACUUAUUGGUUAGUUAUGCACGGCGGUAUGGAGAGAGAGAGACAUAGAGAGAGUUACCACAAUAAUUACUAUACUAAAACGACCUGAACUAUAUGUUAAUAAAAGCUAACAACAACA